UCUUUCUCCAGAAGUAGCUGAAGCACAGAAGCCUCCAUCAUGGAUUUCCAGCAUCGUCCUGGAGGUAAAACCGGGAGCGGAGGCGUCGCCUCGGCCUCCGAAAGUAACCGAGACCGCAGGGAAAGGCUCCGGCAGCUCGCCUUGGAAACCAUCGACAUCAACAAGGACCCUUAUUUCAUGAAAAACCACCUGGGCUCUUACGAAUGCAAGCUUUGCCUCACACUGCACAACAACGAGGGAAGUUACUUAGCACAUACCCAGGGGAAGAAGCAUCAGACCAAUUUGGCCCGACGAGCUGCCAAGGAAGCUAAGGAAGCCCCUGCCCAGCCCGCGCCGGAAAAGGUCAAAGUGGAAGUGAAGAAAUUUGUGAAAAUCGGACGACCGGGUUAUAAAGUGACCAAACAGAGAGAUCCAGAAACAGGUCAGCAGAGCCUUCUCUUCCAGAUCGAUUACCCGGAGAUCGCGGAGAGCAUCAUGCCUCGGCACCGGUUCAUGUCAGCCUACGAGCAACGGAUUGAGCCCCCCGACAGGCGCUGGCAGUACCUGCUGAUGGCAGCCGAGCCCUACGAGACCAUCGCCUUCAAGGUGCCAAGCAGAGAAAUCGACAAAGCAGAGGGCAAGUUUUGGACCCACUGGAACAGGGAAACCAAACAGUUCUUCCUUCAAUUCCACUUCAAG
This is a messenger RNA of Apaloderma vittatum (bar-tailed trogon), 678 nucleotides long. RefSeq names its product splicing factor 3a, subunit 2, 66kDa (gene SF3A2). The record is from RefSeq and is a predicted model, not a curated record. Gene Ontology annotation, biological process: spliceosomal complex assembly. NCBI's taxonomy places the organism in Eukaryota, Metazoa, Chordata, Aves, Trogoniformes, Trogonidae. The annotation marks the transcript as partial. Gene Ontology annotation, cellular component: U2 snRNP; U2-type prespliceosome; catalytic step 2 spliceosome. The transcript has 8 exons. Gene Ontology annotation, molecular function: zinc ion binding; nucleic acid binding.